This is a messenger RNA of Helobdella robusta, 1950 nucleotides long. RefSeq lists its product as hypothetical. Gene Ontology annotation, biological process: intracellular signal transduction; microtubule cytoskeleton organization; protein phosphorylation. The annotation marks the transcript as partial. Gene Ontology annotation, molecular function: protein serine/threonine kinase activity; tau-protein kinase activity; ATP binding. The record is from RefSeq and is a predicted model, not a curated record. Lineage: Eukaryota; Metazoa; Annelida; Clitellata; Rhynchobdellida; Glossiphoniidae. Gene Ontology annotation, cellular component: cytoplasm. The transcript is spliced from 14 exons.
GUUGCAAUUAAAAUCAUUGAUAAGACCCAACUGAACAGUGUCAGCCUACAAAAGUUAAGAAGAGAAGUUAAAAUAAUGAAGAUGUUAGACCAUCCCAACAUAGUUAAACUUUAUGAAGUAAUUGAAACGGAGAGAACACUAAACCUGGUUAUGGAAUAUGCAAGCAGAGGAGAGCUAUUUGAUUACUUGGUAGCCAACGGGAGAAUGAAGGAAAGAGAUGCCAGGGUUACAUUCAGACAGAUCAUAUCAGCUGUUCAAUAUUGCCACCAGAAACACAUUCUCCAUAGGGAUCUUAAGGCAGAGAACUUGUUACUUGAUGAAGAUUUGAACGUAAAAAUUGCCGACUUUGGCUUCAGCAACGAGUUCACAGUGGGAACAAAACUGGAUACCUUUUGUGGCAGUCCUCCAUAUGCUGCCCCGGAACUCUUCCAAGGGAAGAAAUAUGACGGACCAGAGGUUGAUGUUUGGAGUCUCGGGGUCAUCUUGUACACCCUCGUCAGUGGUUCGCUACCAUUCGAUGGUCAAAAUCUUAAGGAACUUCGCGAGCGAGUGCUUCGAGGCAAGUACAGGAUUCCAUUUUACAUGUCAACUGAUUGUGAGAACCUUCUCAAAAAGUUUCUGGUCUUGAAUCCUCUGAAAAGAACAAGCCUUGAUGCUGUGUUGAAAGAUCAUUGGUUGAACAUUGGAUUCGAAGACGACAGGAUGAAGCCGUACAUGGAGCCAGCGAGUGUCAUAGAUGAGAGUAGAAUAGGCAAGUUGAAUUAUGUGCUAGGCAAGAUGGGUUACAAGAGGAGGGAGGUAGAAGAGGCCUUGGUGCAGAACUCUUACAACCAUCUCAUGGCUACUUAUCUUCUGCUUGGAAAGAAGGUUUCGAACCAAACCAGCAAACAAAAAUCAAUGAACUCUGGCGACUACCUCAGCAGUUACAACAACAACAACCAGAGCAACAACAUCAACAACAGCAAUAAUCAUCGUUAUAGCAAUUCAACAGCCGCAGCGACGACAGCAGCGCCUGUUGCUGCUUCAACAACCACGCCAACUUCAUCAAAGGCCACUAAAAUUAACAGAAGUGAAUCUGGUACAUCCAGGGGUAAUAACAACAAAUGCAUCAAAGAGGGAAUCACAGGAAGGAGUGAAAUCUCAAAAAGUGAGCCAUUCAAUCCAUUUAUAGUUGCUGAAACGUGCUGCAUGACUGUGCUGGGCUGGAUGGAUGGAUUGAUUUCUUCACAUUACUUUAUCAGACAAUUUAUUUUUGCUCCACCACCACUUCAACGACCACAGCAGCUACACACACUUCAUCAUCAUCCACAACUGCCACCAUUGAUAGAUCGAAAAGCUCAAUCAACCCUGCACAUAAACCCGCCUCCCAAGAAGGGCAAGGCAGUCCACAAGCAGCAACAACAACUUAGCAACAACAACAAUUUUAUUGAGUUCUCGCAGCAACAACAUUUCAACAAAUCGAAUGAUACGACACCGACAUCAACGAUAACUUCAAAACUCAACAAAAUUAACAGCGAUAUCAAACAACAACCAGCAACUGCUUCAACGACCACCACUCCGAACUCCAUCACGACGACGACGUCCACCUCGACAACGACGACUCCCGAACCAAACCCAGCCUCAUCGGUGAAGCCUCGAGCCCUCCACUUCACCUGGCACAUGAAGAACACCAGCUCUGCAGAUCCUCUAAAAAUGAUCAUCGAAGCCAGGAGAGUCCUAGAUCUGAACCAGUGCGACUUCUACCAGCUGAAUCCUUUCGUCGUACACUGCUCGCACGGUGGCGCCAACGACGACGUGAAGAGCGACUGUAGCAGCCACGUGGAGUGGGUCAUGGAAGUGUGUCGUCUGCCGAGGUUGUCCGUCAAUGGCAUCAAAUUUAAAAGAAUAUCGGGAUCCCCUCUCAUAUACAAGAACAUAGCUGCUAAGAUAUCAAACGAGCUCAAGUUUUAA